Triticum urartu is the source of this 1720-nucleotide messenger RNA. RefSeq lists its product as uncharacterized. Lineage: Eukaryota; Viridiplantae; Streptophyta; Magnoliopsida; Poales; Poaceae. The record is from RefSeq and is a predicted model, not a curated record. Gene Ontology annotation, molecular function: protein binding.
ACCUAGCUGCUCUGAACUCCGCUCGAAACCCUAGCCGCCCCCAUCAUCCCUUCCUCCCACCCCGCCGCCCGCCAUGCCCUCGCCGGCGCCGCACCUCGUCGACGAAAUCCUGGAGGAGGUCUUCCUCCGCCUGACCACCCCGGCCGAGCUCGCCCGCGCCUCAACCGCCUGCCCCCGUUUCCGCCGCAUCAUCACCGACCGCUCCUUCCUCCGCCGCCACCGCAAACGCCACCCACCUCCGCUCCUCGGGCUCGUGAACGUGGAUGGCAGCUUCCAACCAGCCGAGGCGCCCCACCCCUCCGCCCCGCUCGCCCGCGCUCUCGCCGACGCCGCUGAUUUCACCUACUCCUUCGUCCCCGCGCCCAGCAAUGGCAUCCCCUGGCAUGUCCGCGACGUCCGCGAUGGCCGAGUCCUCCUGGAGGCCUGCCAGGUUUUGGAGACCCUCAAAGACAUGGCGCUGUGUGAUCCCUUGUCACGGCGCUACGUGCUGCUUCCGCCCAUACCGACGGACCUCGCUGUCCAGGAAGAGUACCCAUUUGAUAUCGUGCCCAUCCUUGCUCCCAUUGCGGAUGAUGAAGAUGAUAUGUCGUUCAAGGUGAUAUGCUUAGCCAUCUAUGGUUCCAAGCUAACCGCCUUUGUCUUCUCGUCUGUCACACAGCAAUGGUGUAUAACUGCAUCUAUCGGUUGGAGUUUGUUAGACGCGCAUCACCCUCCCCUUGGACUGUGCAUGUUUUCCACUUAUGGGUUCUGUGGCUUGCCCGGUUUCGACAACGAGGGCGGAUGCUUCUACUUGGCGUCACCUUUGUUAGACAAGUUGUUCGUGCUGGACACACAAAAAAUGGAGUUUCUCACUGUCAACUAUCACACUGGCUAUGAUAUACUGGUCAGACACCUGCCUGGCCGGAUAAUCGAAUUUCUCGCCAGAUACGAUGAUCCCCAUAUAAUUCAACCUGGCCAGGACAGAAGUAUGCGUGGCAUUGUAGUAGGUAGAGAAGGAGACCUCGAGAUGUUUUCUCUCAUCGGUGAUCACAGCCCAAAUGGCUCAUUUGAUCUCUAUCAUACGACUCAGCAAAGCAAUGGUGAAUCUUCCAAUGAAUGGCGGAUGAAGAAUAUUAUACCAUUGCCUGGAGGGCAUGACUAUUUCACCAUGAGUGCGGCUGAGGGAUUAUUGUUCCUUGGAGCCACUACAGAAGAUCAAGUGGGCUUUGAUAGAGAGUCUGGGCCGCCAUUGUCCAGGAUUGAUUGGGAUGUAGAUUAUUUUUCGCUUGAGGUCAAGACUUCUGAACUGAGGAAGGUUUGCACGAGCAAGGGGAAAUUCUUCCAUGCUGAACAUGUUCACUGGUACUUUGGCUACCCCCCGUCGCUGUCAAAACCGAGUGUAUGAAGUGGACUGAUGAACUUGCUUUGCUUCUGUUGUCUUUUUUUGGGCCAUGCAUCUGGAGCCUUUGAAGAGAAAUGGAGGAUGGGCAAAAAGAUGGUGCCGCGCAAAUAGUACUUGAGCAUGGUAUUAUUUACAGGGAAUCAUUGGUACUUGAGCAUUGGUAUUAGUAUUUUAGUCGACGUAUACUUUGCUACAUAUGUUGAUGUUAAGCGUGUCAAAGCAAGACAUGAUGGGAGCAAGGUGAAUUUUGGCGAAUGUUUGUAUGUAAGAUGCUUGUUGUUGUGUGUGUUUGGAAAAUGGUCGUAUACUUUUGUCGAAACUCUAAGUGGUUGCAGCACA